Cornus florida is the source of this 1707-nucleotide messenger RNA. Its product is annotated as gibberellin 3-beta-dioxygenase 1-like. Gene Ontology annotation, biological process: response to light stimulus; gibberellin biosynthetic process. Gene Ontology annotation, molecular function: gibberellin 3-beta-dioxygenase activity. NCBI's taxonomy places the organism in Eukaryota, Viridiplantae, Streptophyta, Magnoliopsida, Cornales, Cornaceae. The transcript is spliced from 2 exons. The coding region runs from base 356 to 1411 and encodes 351 amino acids. The record is from RefSeq and is a predicted model, not a curated record.
UUUGCAUCAGACUUGUCAUAUCAAUCGAGCUUGCAAUUUGCAUGAACAUCUCUAGGUUAGCUUAUUAUAUAUAGAGAGAAACAGGUCAUUUUUCCACUUCGCUGUCUACUCUCUAAUAUGUAAAUCAAAUUAUUUAAAUGUCUAAACUUUUUUCAUAAAUAUUUAAAAAUAUAAACUUAGUAUAAUAUUUUAUUAUCUGUUGUGACACGCCUUUAGUGGUGACAAAUUCUCUGCUUGCCAAUUAUAACAAUUGGUGACACAAAAUGUACAACACUAAGAAGAUAUAUAUUUCUCUCUCUCUUGCAAAUAAAUACCCAACACUGAGUUACACAAAUUAUUAGAACAUACCCCAAAAAUGAAUUCCAUACAAGAGUCCUACAAAACCCUACCAACACAUCUCAAUCAUAUCAUUCCACUCGAUUUCAAGGGCGUCCUCAGAUUACCCGAGUCUCACGCUUGGUCCCAGUCCAAUGAUUACCCGUCCAUUAAUUCAGAAUCAAUUCCGGUGAUAGACCUAGCCAAUCCCAAAGCCAUAGAACUGGUCCGACAUGCAAGUGAGAAAUGGGGUAUGUUUCAAAUUACCAACCAUGGCAUUCCCGUCCACCUUAUUCAACAAGUUGAGCAUCAAACACGGCGAUUGUUUGCCUUGCCGGCGAAGCAAAAACUCCAGGCCUUGCGAUCACCGGAUGGUUUUACCGGCUACGGCCUCGCCCGAAUUGGACGGCUCUUCCCCAAGCUGAUGUGGUCGGAGGGCUUCUCGGUGAUAGGCUCACCGGAGGGUCAUGCACGCCAACUUUGGCCUCACGACUACAACAAUUUCUGUGAUGUAAUGGAAGAGUACCAAAAGGAGAUGAAGGGACUAUCUGAGUGGAUGAUUGGGCUGAUGCUUAAUUCACUCGGAUUGGCCCAUGAAGAGGUGAAAUGGUUCAUGUCCAAAUUUAAACAUUCACAAUCUGCGCUUCAAUUGAACUCAUACCCAGUCUGCCCAGACCCAACUCAUGCCAUGGGCUUAGCCCCUCAUACAGACUCAUCACUCAUGACUUUGGUGCACCAAAGCAACACUGAUGGCCUGCAAGUCCUCCGAGACAAGGUAGCUUGGGUCAAUGUGCCACCGGUCACCGGUGCAUUUGUCGUCAACGUCGGCGACCUCUUGCACAUCAUCUCCAAUGGCCGGUUCAAGAAUGCACUGCAUCGAGCGGUCGUGAACAAUGCCCAACACCGCGUCUCAAUUGCUUACUUCUAUGGCCCACCAAAGGAUGUCAAGAUCUCACCGUUGAUCAAGUUGACCGAUCCUGACCAUCCUCCUCUAUAUCGGCCGGUGUUAUGGAAAGACUACCUUGAUGCCAAGGCUAUUUGUUUUCACAAGGCACUAGACUUAAUUCGCAUUGAUGCAAAUAGGGAGCUACCCUAGUGCCCGAGGCUCCUUCCGUUGCAAAAAUGUAAUCUCUUAGACAAUUUUCUUAGAAGCUUAGCCAUUGUAAUAUAGUGGACUAAAACAAACCUCCUCAACUGUUUGUGUCAACUUAACUUCCCUGUAAAUAGAUUAAUGGAUACAAAGGGUCUAUGGCCAAAGACAGACCCAUUCAAUUGCCCUGAUGAUUCUUAAAAAAAAAUAUCACUACAUAUUACAUAGACAACUGCACGUGCUACAAUUUUCAACAUUAAAUCUUGACUGCACAAAUCACAACAUUUCGAUCCCGCCAAUGU